Cutaneotrichosporon cavernicola is the source of this 1563-nucleotide messenger RNA. RefSeq lists its product as uncharacterized. Gene Ontology annotation, cellular component: membrane. The coding region runs from base 1 to 1563 and encodes 520 amino acids. The transcript has 3 exons. Lineage: Eukaryota; Fungi; Basidiomycota; Tremellomycetes; Trichosporonales; Trichosporonaceae. Gene Ontology annotation, molecular function: transmembrane transporter activity. Gene Ontology annotation, biological process: transmembrane transport. The record is from RefSeq and is a predicted model, not a curated record.
AUGACCAUGGAACGGACGCCAUCGCACGCGACCGACAAGGAGGCCGUCGACCAGACCGACCUCCAGAGCGUGGAACUGCCCAAGGGCGUCACCCAGGCCGAGGCGGAUAUCUACGACGAGGCGCUGGCCAAGUAUGGUGUCGACGGCGACAUUGACCCUGUGCUGGAGAAGCGCGUGCGGCGUAAGCUCGACAUGCGCAUCAUCCCUAUUCUCGGCGUGUGUUAUUUCUUCUACUAUGUCGACAAGACCACCCUCUCAUACGCAGCCAUCUUCGGGAUCAAGGAGGACCUCAACCUCCACAAGACCGACUACAACUGGCUCUCGUCCAUCUUCUACUUCGGCUGGUUGGUGUGGGCCAUCCCAUCCAACCUGUUGAUGCAGCGUUCGCCGCCCGCCUACUACCUCGGCUUCAACAUCUGCAUGUGGGGCGUCUUGCUCAUGUGCCAAACUGCCGUAACAAACUUUGCUGGACUGGCCGCUCUCCGCGUAUUGGGAGGAGCAUUCGAGGCGAUUGCCGACCCGGCAUUCAUGCUGUUUACGACCAUGUUCUACCGUCGCGAGGAACAGCCAUCCCGUAUUUCGGCUUGGUAUGUGUGGAACGGCGUCGGUGUCGCUGGCGGCGGUUUGAUCGGCUACGGUAUCGGUCACAUCAGGGGCUCAAUCGCUAGUUGGCGUCUUGAGUUCUUGAUCGUUGGCGCAUUCUGCCUCCUUUGGGGUGUGGUCAUUGCUUUCCUCCUCCCAAACACGGUGGCUAGCUUCCGCGGCUUUACGCAUGAGGAGAAACUCGUCAUGAUCGCCCGUGUCGCAGGUAACCAGACCGGUCGCCAGCACCGGAGCAUCGACAUCAACCAGAUCAAGGAGGCCUUCUUCGACUACAAGACCUGGCUGUUCAUGCUUCUGGGUCUCGUCGCCAAUGUCCCUAACGGUGGUCUGUCCAACUUCUCCACUCUUGUCAUCAAGGGUCUCGGGUUCGACACCCUCGAGACGGCGCUCCUCGGUAUUCCCCAGGGAGCGCUUGUGGUUAUUUGGAUCUCGCUGGGAGCAUGGAUGAACUCGCGCCUUCCCAAGAACAGCCGCACUCUCGUCUGUGCCCUCUUCAUGCUCCCCACUAUUGCCGGUGCGCUCGGUUUCCUCCUCGCUCCCGAGAAGGCCUACGUCGGCCGCCUCAUCUGCUUCUACCUCACCGGAUCGUACCAGGCCUCCUUUGUCCUGUCCCUCUCACUCAUCACGUCCAACACCGGCGGCCAGACCAAGCUCAUGAUCACCAGCGGCAUGAUCUGGUUCGGCGCGUGCAUCGGUAACAUUGUCGGCCCCUUCUUCUACAAGACCGAACAGGCGCCCAAGUACCAGCUCGGCAUUGGAUCGCUCCUCGUCGCCAACUGCAUCGAGCUCGCACUCUUCGUCGUGCUCCGCUACGCCUUCAUCUGGGAGAACAAGAAGAAGGCCAAGCAGCGCGAGGCACUCCGCUUGGCUGGGGGCGACGAGAUGCAGUCGCAGGCCACCACGGCCUUCACCGUCGGUCUCACGGACAAGACCAACCCCAACUUUGAGUAUGUCUACUAG